Molecule: messenger RNA, 3430 nt
Organism: Diachasma alloeum
Lineage: Eukaryota; Metazoa; Arthropoda; Insecta; Hymenoptera; Braconidae
Product: octopamine receptor beta-1R
Exons: 4
Coding region: 949-2217 (422 amino acids)
Biological process (GO): adenylate cyclase-activating adrenergic receptor signaling pathway
Cellular component (GO): membrane
Molecular function (GO): octopamine receptor activity
Source: RefSeq, a predicted model, not a curated record
GCCGUGCAAGCUACACCGCCAUAUUACCCUACAUUGAGCUGUCAGUGUGCGCCCGCGCGUCAUCGCCUCAAUUGCAAAUAUGAACAGUUAAGGUGGUUAUAACAAGACAAUGAAAGUUGAAUACUGAAUAAUUAUAACUUGGAAUAUUUUUAGAAGAUUUUUCGAAGAAAAAAAAAUGUAUAUAUAAACAUAUAUUGAAAAAAAAAUUGGGGAUCAGUGAUUCAAUGGAUUUUUCUUUCUUCCUCGUCUCGGGAAAAAGUAAUGUGUUGACACAUGUAAGGCAUUCAACGGUGACGUUCAAAAUUUGCAAUUUUAUUAUUUCCAACAAAUUCAAAUUUUGGAUUUGAGAGAGAGAGAGAGAGAGAGAGCUGAUAAUGUUUUUGUUUUCAAAUGAGUGAUAAUUUUAUAAUGUCAUCCAUGGAAUUUCACAACAUGUUAACUGCUGCUUCAGAGUUUCGUGGUUGUGACUCUUUACAUGAUCAAUCGUCCUUCAGUGAAAGUAGAAUGGAUCAGAAGUUGUAAUUGUGACAAUUGCCGUUGGAUAAUAGCACAUCUGAACAAUCGCCCUGUGUGGUCAUUGUUUACAAAAUGUACAGGGAAUGUGAUCGAUUCUGGAUGGUGGAAAAUGCCGGAUAUCAUCGUAGUACGCAUCCACCGCCCUACAUAAUCGACAAUGUAAAAUGAAUUUGAGCUGCCAGCAUUCACCAAUGCAAGAUGAAAUAAAGAGACCAAUUUAGUGACGAAUAAUAAUGUGACGAAUAAAGGAAAAGAGGAAAAGAGGAAAAAAAGGAAAAAAGGAAAAAAGGAAAAAAGAAAAAAAGGAAAAGUCAUCAAAUUGUGUGAAUAUGUGUGAAUGUCUGAAUCAAGAAGAUGAAGAUCAAUCAGAUGAUCAAGGUGAAUUGUCUAAAUCGGUGUUGAGUGAAAUCAGAUAUUCGAAUAAAUCCUAGAAUGGAGCGUGACGAGACGCUUGAACGAGUAAGAAAUAAUGAGUCGGUGGUUGGUUUAUUGAAUUUUAUAAAUUCUACUCAACAAAAUCGCUCAAUAGCUAAUCACGAGAGUCAAAAUCUUGAAGCAGUAUUACUCUGGAUCACCAAAGCCAUUAUCAUGAGCUUCAUUAUUCUGGCAGCUCUAUUUGGAAAUUUACUAGUGAUUGUCUCGGUAAUGCGACACAGAAAGCUGCGAGUAAUCACAAAUUAUUUUGUUGUAUCACUAGCACUCGCUGACAUGCUUGUUGCGAUAUUUGCAAUGACUUUUAAUGCUAGUGUUGAACUAUCAGGACGGUGGUUGUUUGGUUAUUUUAUGUGCGACGUAUGGAAUUCAUUGGAUGUAUUUUUCAGUACUGUAUCAAUACUCCAUUUGUGUUGUAUUAGUGUUGAUCGCUAUUAUGCUAUUGUUCAACCUCUUGAUUAUCCAUUAAUCAUGACUAAUCUGAGGCUAACAACAAUGCUGGGCGUUGUUUGGUGCUCACCGACAAUCAUAAGCUUUCUACCAAUAUUUGCUGGAUGGUAUGCAACAUCUGAUCAUCUGGCGAAGCGUGAGCAACAUCCUGAAGACUGUGAAUUUCGUGUUAAUAAACCGUAUGCUGUGGUAAGUUCAAGUGUUAGUUUUUGGGGUCCCGGUAUCAUCAUGUUGAUUAUGUAUUACAAGAUCUACAUGGAAGCGGAUCGACAAGAGAGACUACUUUAUCGAAGUAAAGUAGCAGCUGCACUGCUCAAUAAGCAUCUCCAAAUAAACGGCAUAUCAGCGGGCCUAGCGGGACUCCCACCGCCCGACCAACCCCCCCCAGAGCCACAACCAGAGGAACCACAGAUCGCCAGUAGCAGCAAAAUGAAACGAGAGAGAAAGGCUGCCAGGACUCUCGGGAUCAUCAUGUCGGCAUUUUUGACAUGCUGGCUGCCAUUCUUCCUCUGGUACAUAAUUACAUCCCUCUGUGACACCUGUGAGACCAGUGCAAGCGUAGUUGGCGCUGUUUUUUGGGUUGGCUACUUCAAUAGCGCACUCAAUCCUCUGAUAUACGCUUAUUUUAAUCGUGAAUUUCGUGCUGCGUUCAGUAAGACACUCGAGAGCUGUUGUGCAGCCCUUGCGCCAGUACGUGAUUUGAGACAAGUUCACAGAAAGCAAGAUCUUGUGCACAGUAAUGCAUCAUCAGAAUUGCAUGUCAACAAUCAGUUGCGAACAAGUGAAAUGACCAACGUCCACAUUGAGGCUUGCAUCUAGACAUUUUCCAAUGUCAUGAUAUUGCAUCUCUUCUUUUAAAAAUAUCCAUAUUGAUUAACAACAAGAUAACUAAAUGAGAUAUUCCAAAUGCUGCACAUUGAAAAAAAUCAGUGAAAAAAUGUUUCCUUCAAUUCUGACAAUCUAAUAUUUUUACAAUUCUAAAAAUACUCAAUAUUUAUAACUUAUCGAUCAAAUAAAUUAUUUAUUCAUGUUAAAAGAUUUUAAAAAAUUGUCAACAUUGAAGGAGAAACAUUUUACUAAUUUGAAGAAAAAUUCUCAUGAAUAAACAAAACCUGAAUAAAAAUUUGUGCCAAUUCAUUGUUUCAUUUCUAAUUUGUGUUAAUAUACGCGGCCGAGAGCCGUAGAAUUCUUAUCCAGCUAUAUUUUACUACAGCGUGUAUGAGGUUGACAUGUGAAAAAACAACUGUACUCAAUAAUCUUAGACAUUUCUUUUUUCAAAUCUGUAAAUACCUGAAAAGCACUUCUAAAGUCUGAUUGAUGCCGCUUGGGUUGGAGCGGGGGAGAGAGACAAGUGUAUUUUCACCGUAGCUAAUUAAUUAUGACGAGAAUAUAUCCCCGAUGAGACCCGAGCACCCACGAAAAUGUGCUGCAGAGCCUUGGAACCAGAGUUCGUCAAACGUUUAAAAUUAGAAAAAUCAAUAUUACAUCUAUAACCAUCGAAAGUGUCAGUGUAUCUACUCCAUCUCUGUUAUUUUUUUUUUCUUUCUAUGAUAAAAAAAAACAUGUUUAUUUAUCAUAGUAAAUUUAAUUUAAACAAAGUUCAGUUUGCUAAUCACCAUAGAGGCUAACAUCCCCGAGUAUUAGAGGGGAGGGAGGAAUGAGUGUGUCAAAAGCCAUUCUUACAAUACUCGUUUCUGAAAAAGGUGAGAGCACAUAGGCGAUGGCCGGGCAAUGUCUCAGCAGUAAAAGUAAAUAAAACAAGCAAAGGAAAAAAUAGUAUACACAAUGAUGGAGAUGAGGUAGGAUAAAAUCCUGCACCUGCGAAUAGUGUUCAAGUGCAUUUACUCAGAGACUCGUUCUCUCGUUUUCGGGUGUAUAAAUAAAAAAUAAUGAACAAAAACAAACACACACACACACACACACACACACUAAUAAUAUUGCAAACAGGGUGAAUUGGAAUUACAUUAAUUAAUUAUCUUACAAACCAACCAAAGAAAAAAAAAUUCAUGUAUAAAUAAUGAUAAAUUAAAGA